AUGGAGGAUGGAAAAGCCACUUUAGGUAGUCUUUACAUUUACGUGCCAAACAAGCCGGCUCCGAUUAUUUUUGCUGCCAUUUUUGCUAUCUCAUUUAUCGGUCAUGUUUAUCAAUGUCAUCGGUAUAAGGCGUGGGGUAUGGCCGGAAUCCAGGUGCUCUGUGCGCUCCUUUAUGUUGCCGGUUACGCUCUGCGCGAAUAUGGCGCAUGGGACAGUUACAUCUAUGAUAAGGACGCACCAAAUGGACGUACGGUUCUUAUGACAUUUAUUAUGAGCCAAGUCUUUAUAUAUGUUCCUCCUCCACUUCUCGAGUUAUCAAACUACCAUGUCCUCAGUCGGAUGUUUUACUACGUCCCAUACAAAACUCCGAUCGCCCCGAACAAGGUUUUUGCAAUCUUCGGUAGUCUCAUGUCAUUGGUCGAGAUCUUCAAUGGAUUGGGUGUUGCAUUCAGCUCUAACCCAACUGGUCACGAGCAAAAUGCAGGUCGAAUCUUAGUUCUCGUAUCACUUUCCAUCCAACUUACCGUGAUAUUGAGCUUUAUCAUUAUGACAGCUAUUUUCUGGAAACAUUGUUACAAGAGUAACAUCAAAAACCAGGCGAUUCCAAAGCUUUUCGUCAUUCUCUAUCUCAGUAUGUCGUUAAUUCUUAUCCGCUGCAUCUACCGUGUUGUGGACCAUGCUGGACAUACAUCGAAAGACUUCAAGAACGUCCAAGACGAGAACCAGGAUUCUCCUCUAGAGCGGUAUGAGUGGUUUUUCUGGGUGUUUGAGGGGACAACAAUGCUAGGAAAUUCUUUGCUUUGGAACCUCUUCAACCCAGGACGUUUCCUACCUCGUUCGACUGAAACCUGGAUUGGAGAAGAUGGGCUGGAAACUGGAAUUCCUCGCAACCAGAAGCCUCCAUCGGCAGAAUCACCUGUUCGUAUGAUCGUGAAUGUUCUCACUGUCGGCAUGUGGGGUCUAGUUUUCCCGAAAAAGAAAGAGGAGGCCAAGUAUGAUGAAGUCAAUCAAGGUGCUGCUAAUCAGCAAAACUACUAUUAG
Penicillium angulare is the source of this 1041-nucleotide messenger RNA. Its product is annotated as putative RTA1 domain protein. Bases 1 to 1041 code for a protein of 346 amino acids. The record is from RefSeq and is a predicted model, not a curated record. Lineage: Eukaryota; Fungi; Ascomycota; Eurotiomycetes; Eurotiales; Aspergillaceae. The transcript has 4 exons. Gene Ontology annotation, cellular component: membrane.